AUGGCUCCCUUUAUGACCAAGCUCUCACUCCUCUGGCGUCCCUCCCGCACCAACGCGGGGAGCACAGCCAAGUCGCCGCGCUCCACGGACAAAUCAUUUCCUGCCGAGCCAAGAGUAGCCCGCAGCUCCACCUCUCCAGCGUCGAUACUGCACACCAGAUUCACCGCAGAUCCGCCAGAAGCCGCCUCGAUAGAAGCAUCAGACACCCAAGCUUCGCACGCGACCGAGCAGUGUCCGGAUACUUGGUGCAUCGUCCCUACCACGCCGAGGGAGAGUCUCAACGAGCCCGCGCACGGAAUAAGCAGCAGCGGCAUUCGCGGCGAGAAUGGCUACAGCAUGGCACGCCUAGCAGAUGGAUUAUUCGGCAGCUGCAGCGUGGCUAGAAGGGGUCACACCAUUAGCUUCGGCAGCAACGGAGGCCUAUCCUUGGAUGUCGAACAGUCGCUACAGGAUAACGACGACUUCCCGUCGCGUCCUGCUGACAUAGACGAAGCAGAGCCAUGGAAUAAUCUCGAUAAUGAUCGCGACCUCGAGUCGCCGUACCCGACCGCCAUUAUUCAUCGCAGCAGCACCGGCGGCAGCAGUUCCGUCGACACUGUCACGUGCGCCGCCGUCAUUCCCGCGAUCCCUAGUAGUAAGCCCGCAAGCGGCGGCAGUGCGGGCGAUGGUGCGCCGUUAUCGCCGUCGCUGGGCAACGGUCCGGUAUCGCCGCCGCCCGCCACGGCCUUCAUUAGCUCCACCCCCACCGGCGGCUCCGCGAGUGCUCGCACGCCCCGCCUGCGUGUGUCGUUCGCGCCGUUGCGCGUGGAUGACCAGAGCGCUGAUAGGCAUGCGGAGGUUGCGGCGGAGGCCGAAUCGGGGAAAGGCGGAAGGCGGAGGAACGCAGCGGCGGGGCCGGAGGAGGGGGAGACAGCGAGUGUUUCGGGCGCAGUGGCUGGCGAGGGGGGUCGAAGUUGGGAAAGCCAAGGAUGCGGGGAAAGGGCGGGCGGGAGGAGAGAUUUGUUGGGGGAGCUGGCGGGUUGGGCGGGGAAGGGGGCGGGCGAUCGGGCGACACACGAGAGCUACGACGAGUGCGCGGAAGCGACGGGUAGCGGAUUCGAAUCGCAGGGGACGGAGGCCGACGGGCGCGCGGAGGGAGGACCGCGCGGAACAACAGAACAACCGCCGGGCCCGCAAGCCAAAUCCGCGCAGCCCGGAUCAUCGCGGCAGGGUAACAAGGGGGCCCCGCGGGCGGUAGUGGGGGAGCGGCGCAAGGGGCGGCGGUUCGAGCACAUGGUGGUGACCAUUCCGGACCGGGAAGAGUACCCCGCUUUCUCCGGCGCGCGGUCGGCCACCGGGGGAAAGAGAACCGCGGAGGGCAGGAUGGAUGGCGAAUCGGGUGGGACGGCUGGUAAGGAGCGAGGAACGAGGGACGGUCCUGCAUCGGUGAGAGGAAACGGAGGAGCGGGAGGGAGGGGAGGGCGGGGAGGAGGAGGAGAGAGAGCGCCUAGCGAGGUUCCUGGGUCGUUCUCGUUUAACGCGGGCGACGAUCGCGACGAGCCUAGCCUCGAGCGCAACAUUACGUGGACCGCGGGCGGCAGUAGCAGCAGAAGCGGGGGGAAGGGCGGCAAGAGCGCGCAGGGGGAGAGCUCGUUCGCGCAACGAUCAGCGGUGACGAGGAGGGAAGAGUGGGGAGCGGAGGGGCGGCGGGGUCGAGACAGCGGCGCGGAGUGGCAGGCGGGCGAGGAGAGGAGCCGCAGCGGGAGAAUGGUAUCAGAUCCGCAGCUGAAUAAGGCCAAGACGCUCUCCGGACCGCUCACCGUGUCGCGCCGAGCAUUGGCGGCGAGCGCUCCUAGAGGCGCGGGGGAAGGCAGGAGCCGCGCCGUGCCCGUAGCCCCCACCCCCCGUUCCGCCGCCAAAGGCCUCCCGACCCCACGGGCGCGGCAAGACGUGAGUCCACCAUGGGCGGUGAACAACCCGCACGCCUCGCGCUCUUUCACUGACCGCCAAGGACCUAGCCCCGCGCGCGGGUGCGCUUCCCCGCGCUCCCGCUCGUUCAAGGAGUUGCCUGGAAGAGGCGCGCCUCCCGCCGUUCCCCAGUCCCCGUGCGCGCCUAAAGGUGGGGGGGCGGGUGCGCCCAGCAACGCGUUGUCCCCGCGAUCGCCCCCCGGUUGGUCUUCCGCCUCGGCUGCGCCUGCAGCGCGUGAUGUGUCGCUUGCUGCCGCGACGCCCCGCUCCGCGCGAGCGGGCGGAGGGACGGGGGCUGCGGGCACUGGGGGGGGAAGCGCGGGGUCGCGGAAGCAGCAGAGGGGGGCGGAGGAGAGGGAGAGGCGGAGGGAUGAGAAGGAGGAGCAGAAGAUGGCACAGGCAAUGCGAAUCAUGGAGAAGCUAAGGAGUGAGGCGAGAGGGGGUGAGGGGGAGGAGGGGGAAGAAAGGGGGGAGGAGUAUGAGGUGGAGGAGGAUGAGGGGGAGGAAUGGGAGGUGAGGUCUGUGAACAGUAUCCGGAGCAAAGGCGGUGCAGGGCAGAGGGAGAUGCAGCGCCAGGCACUGCCGCAGCAGCAGCAGCAGCAGCAGCAGCAGACAGUGGCAAUGAUGCAGGUGCUGCCACAGUUGCAUCAGGGCGAACAGCAGGCAAUGCUGGUGCAGCAGGCGCCCAUGCUUCAGUUCCCGGCGCAGCUGAUGCACCAGCAGACGCUGCACCUGUCGUCACAUGCCCUGCAGCAGUUGCAGUUGCAGCAGCAGACGCUGUCGCAGCUGCAGGCGCAGAUACAGCAGCAGAUGCAGCUGAACGCGCAACAGCAGAUCCAGCCGUCCCCACGCUGGCAGCAGCCUCAGGCAAUGCAGCAGGCGAGAGGCAGUGGCGGUGGGCGUGUAGCGGACAGGGAUGGUGGCGGGCUGCGAGAGGCAGCAACAUACAGCGGGCCUGCCCGGGAGCAGAGGCCGCUGAGGCGAGCCCAGUCAUACGAGACAGGGUGGGGGAGUAUGCAGAUGCAGGGACAGGGGUUGGGCGGCGCAGCAGGCAGGAGAGGUAGCAUGAGUGAGCAGCAGGGAGCGGAAGGGGGUUCAUGGGGGUAUGGACCGUUUGGUGAAGAGGGUGGGCCACAGGGGGCGGAGGAGGAGGAGGGGAGUGAGUGGGAGGUGGUGUCAGAAGUGGGGGAGUGGGAGGUGACGGAAGUUGGAGGUGGGAGAGUGGGGAGUGGGAAAAGAAAUGGCAGGGGUGAGGCCAUGCAUGGGGGCAGUGGUGGCAUGAACGAGGGUCAGGAUGGGCAUGGCCAAAGAACAGGCAGCAACAGAAACCGAAGCGGUUCAGACUGGUGCUACAUGGCGCAGGCACCCGUUCAGGCACCUGUGCAGGCACCUGUGCAGGCAGGGAGUGGAGAGCAGAGGCAGGAUGGGGAGGAGACCGGGGAGUAUGCACAGGAGGAACAAGAAGGGCCGGAGCUGUAUCGUGAUGGCGACGAGGGGAGUGCUGAUCUGUACUGUGAGGCCAAGGAGGGGUGGAGGGGUGAAGAUGAGAACGGGUCAGGUGAGUGGUAUGUCGAGGAUGAUGACGUUGCCGUUGCUCGGGCAGUAACUGUGCCUGUGGAUGGCCAGGGGCAGCAGAGAUGGGCUGGUGGGGGAGAUGGAGCAUGGCAGGGCAGGUGGAGUGGCAGCUACAGUGAGGAGGAUGAGGAAUAG
This is a messenger RNA of Closterium sp. Naga37s-1, 3657 nucleotides long. NCBI's taxonomy places the organism in Eukaryota, Viridiplantae, Streptophyta, Zygnematophyceae, Desmidiales, Closteriaceae. The record is from the annotation of a GenBank genome assembly.